ACAUUUUGUGAACGUGGAGGCGCGUUGCCCAGCAAUGUCAAAAAACACCGGUUUUAUAUUUAUCUCCGUCGUUGUCUUGUUGACAGUUUUCCAGAGCGUUUUUUCUGUCACAUUAAUUGUUUCUUGUCGUUCCGUUGUAAACCUUUUAACUUUGGUAUUGACAAGAUGUAUUCAGACAUGAUAUAAAUGUGCAAAACGAAUUAAAUUAUAUUUCCAAUUGGCUUGAUAUUUUUCUGAAUAUUUAAGUGAUGAAUUUAUAACCUUCUCCAUUUAAUUUUUAUGAAAUACACUUUUAAAAGUUCUUCACAUAUUAUAUUACAAGCAUUGAAAACAAUACGUCAGGAUAUGUGAAUUUCGAGAUGUCUGCAGAUUACGGCGACAGAUAUGUAUUUGAAGCUGAAUGGUAUGACCAAGUCGCUUGUGUGCUGAAGAAAUUUUAUCUGUAUUAUUAUCCAUCUGAUAAUACUGUCGAAUUGUUUGACUUAAAAACAAGGAAGACUUUUCUAAGAAGAACAACAUGUGAAGGCAUUAAGGCUAAAGAUUUUUACGUCGGUACUGUAAUAACAAUAUUUUCAAGAUGUAUCAAAAUUAUGGGUUACGCAGACGCCUGUACCAAAACCAAAUUAGAAACUCAAAUGCAAAAAGUUUUUGUACUUUUGAAACCAGAUGUUAUUGACAAAAUGGGUGAAAUAUUAAAAGCCAUUGUAAAUUAUGAUUUUCAUAUCACAAAUAUAAAAAUGAUAAGAUUAACUCCAAAUGAUAUCGAAGAAAAUUGUCUGGUAAAGGACGAAGUCGAUAAGACGUCUGUUAUAAAUUAUCUUAUUUCUGGCCCUGUCGUUGCUUUAGAAUUAUUAGGAGGAAAUGGUAUAACGAGAUGGCAAGAACUAGCAGGCCCAGAAGAUAGUAAGCAUGCUCUUUCAACAGCAGCAUCUUCAUUAAGAGCUUGCUAUGGAAAAAACGAGAUACAUAAUGCUGUGUAUGGAUCCAAAGAUACCGAAACAGCAAUGCAGGAAUUGCAAUACUUCUUUCCUAAUUCAAAAAGUAAAAAUAAAGGCUUUAAAAACACUGCAACCCUACAAAACUGUACCUGCUGCAUCAUCAAGCCACAUGCUGUACAGGAAAAAUGUCUUGGUACCAUUAUCGAUGACAUUCAAAAAGCAGGCUACAUAAUCACUGCAAUACAACAGUUUUAUGUCAAUCCAAUUAACUCGGAGGAAUUUUUAGAAAUAUACAAAGGUGUUCUUCCUGAAUAUACUGCGAUGGUAGCAGAACUACAAUCUGGUCCAUGCAUUGUUGUGGAAGUGAGCCGUAAAGACGAAAGUCCUGACAUCGUUGCUGAUUUCAGGAAUUUAUGCGGUCCAAUGGAUCCGGACAUUGCGCGGCAAAUCAGACCGAAUACGCUUAGAGCCAAGUAUGGGAAAACGAAAGUACAAAACGCUAUACACUGUUCCGACUUACCGGAAGACGGCAUAUUAGAGGUUGAAUAUUUUUUCAAGAUACUCGAUGGAAACUGAACAAUCAAAUAUAUCGUGCAUAUAUAAAAAAUAAUUAGAUUAACGAUUAUUAAAUUAUUUGAAAUAUUAAAACUCAAAAUAUUUAUAUACAUUGAUGUAUAUAUAAAAUAAAUAGAUUUUUUAAAUGAAACAAUAUCAACUCAAAUGUAUACAUUCUCAUAUUUAUAGACAUAAAAGUUCUAUAAUCGCUUGAGGUUGUAAUAACUUUUAUAUAAAAUUGUCGUUUAUAAACGUUUAUAUUUUCAGUGAUUAAAAUAGGCACGAAGGGCAUUGUUUUUAAUCGGAAAAUUCAUUCAAACUUUAAUGUAUUUAAAC
Molecule: messenger RNA, 1829 nt
Organism: Wasmannia auropunctata (little fire ant)
Lineage: Eukaryota; Metazoa; Arthropoda; Insecta; Hymenoptera; Formicidae
Gene: nmdyn-D7
Product: nucleoside diphosphate kinase 7
Exons: 9
Coding region: 360-1514 (384 amino acids)
Cellular component (GO): centrosome
Molecular function (GO): nucleoside diphosphate kinase activity; ATP binding
Source: RefSeq, a predicted model, not a curated record